This is a messenger RNA of Leptopilina heterotoma, 841 nucleotides long. RefSeq lists its product as uncharacterized. The transcript has 2 exons. The record is from RefSeq and is a predicted model, not a curated record. The coding region runs from base 97 to 693 and encodes 198 amino acids. Lineage: Eukaryota; Metazoa; Arthropoda; Insecta; Hymenoptera; Figitidae.
AAUUUAAUUACAAUAUUGGUCUAGUCAAUAACUUUGUAUAAUUUUCAGAGCUUUAGGUAUCUACUGGAAAAAGUUGCAAUACAUUGUUUAUCAAUCAUGAUAAGACUUGCAAUAAUCUUCUUUCUACUCUUCAUUAUCGAAAGCGAAAGUUUUCAGUUUAAUCUUGAAGAGUUAAAUAAAUUAAGACAACUUUUCAAUGAUUCGGAUCGUCGUAUGGAAGAAGCAACUCGAGGUCAAAGGAAAAAUGCGGCAAUUGUCAUAGGCAAUGGAAGAGGGGGCAAAAGUACACUAAUUAAUUACAUAAUGGGAAAUGAAUUGGAAGCUAAUAGACCUCACACAUUUGAGAAUAUUAAGAUAACUAAAGCUAACAACAAUAUCAAAGGACCAGAAAUUGGUGCUGGAUCAUUGUCAACAACUACAAUUCCCACAAAAUGGAGCUCAACAAGGCCAGAAUUACAGAAUUUGGACAUCUGGGAUACUGCUGGAUUUGCGGACAAUAGAGGUGUAAUGCAAGAUUUCAACAAUUCCUUUCAUCUCUAUCAUUUGACAAGAAAAGUCGAAAAUCUAAAACUUAUUUUAGUUAUCAGUUUUAAUGAAAUUAUUAAUGACAAUGUUGAACAGAUUAUUAUCAAAUCCAAAAAUGGAUAUAUCCGAAGAUUCAAAACAAUUUGUACAGAAUAUAAUAAAGAAUAACAAUCGUUUAGCCUUCUUCAAGAAAGCACAACAAACUGGGAUUGUUACUUCUGAUAUCGAUGUUAAUAUUAUUCCAGCUAUUAAUAACUGCAAGAGAAUAAUCAAGUCAUGUCGCCAAGAUAUGGGCUUUACAUUUUCACCACAAUCA